GGAGGGAGGUGCAGGGCUCGGGGGGUGUAAAAGAUCUUUUGUGAGGGCUGAGAGUUAAUCACUUGAGCGGCACACGCCAGUUCUAUGGAGCACAUGUUGUACACUGGAUCCCCUGAGAGGAGUGGGAGGGCCAAAAGCACACACAUACACACGCUUGCAUUUACAUGUCAGUUAUGAUGCAAAGCUGGUUACAGGCUGAAAAGAAAAGUAGGAGGAUCCACCCCCUUCACAAACAGUUAGCAGACCCUGGCUGUGGUUAUAGUGUUUGCAUUUGCUGCUCGCUCAUUCAUACACACCUCUUUCUCUCUCUGUCUCUCUCACACACACACACACACACAUACAGAGACAUGCAUAUGUCUGCGUUUUUUUGUUUUCUUCAGGACUGGAUAGAUGACUCUGCAGGGGCCUUGCUAGAGAUGGAUGCUUAGUUUGACCUGACAAUGAAGCCACUGACAGAACCUCCUUGGGGUCAUGAGACAUCUCUUUCCCCCACUUCAAUGUAACUUCGCCAUUUCAACUUCAGCCGCAUCUUGCCCUUGCCUACGCCUACAGGACAAUGGGUAGUGUCAGCAGCCUCCUCAGUGGCAACAGCCUCAACAGCAAACACUGCAAGGCGUCUCAGCAUAGGUUAAAAGAUGGAACAAGCAGCCACAGAAAGAGUGGCGGGUGCAACUUUGACGGGUUACUGAAGUGCGGCUUUACUCAGGGCUCCUCAUCCUCCACUCAUCCCUCUAAAGGCCUCUCCCACUCAAGGUCUGGAAGAAGUGAAGAUUUUUUUUACAUUAAGGUAAGCAAUAAACCAAGGUCAGUGUACCACAGAGAAAGAUCAGUGGAGGACCAGGUAAACAGAGACGGGGACUCUGAUGGGCAACUGCAACCAAAACUGCUGCUAAUGUCUGGAACUGUGACUGAGAGGACUUCUCCUGAGAAGUCAUUGGUCCGUUCCACUGCCUUCAAGUGCGCAACUCCCACGAGGACUUCCUCCGCAGAGACAGGCCACAACAUCCUGGACCACAUCCUUUGUCCUCUGAAGAAAGCAAGCAGCCCAAAUAUUAGAGACAAGCAAGACACUUCAGGCACUCUGUCCGACUCUGGACGUAACUCUAUGUCUAGUCUCCCCACCCACAGCACCAGCGGCAGCCUAAGUGCUUCCACAGGCCCUGUCAGUCACAGCGAUGGCAGCUCAGCUCCUGCAAAUAACUUCAGCAAGGGAAUACAACCCAAUUCCCCUCCAUGGGUCAACGGGAACAGCACUAACCUUGACUGUAGUUACAGCGCUGAUUUAAACAGCAGUGGGUUGGUAUCUAAGGCUAAUGAGGACGCUGGCUCCCCACUUUCUGCAGAUGAGCCAAGUUAUCUGUCUGAAACUGCAGGUGGGAUUCGGUCCCCCAUAACUACAGAUGAGUCACUGAUUGAAUGUUUGGAACAAAGGCUGCUGGAGCGAGAAACUGAACUACAGGAGCUGCAGGUGAGUUUCGAGGAAAAGGAAGCAGACACCUGCCAGCUGUUUGAGGAAAGACAAAGGUACUGUGCUGAGGAGAUGGAAGGGCUGAAACAGCGAUGCUCCACAAAGCUGCGCCAAGUGUCCCAAAUGGCUGCAAAAACACAGCAAACACUCCAGCUGCAGGUCAGCCAGCUCCAGGCAGAGAAGCAAAAGCUUCAGGAAGAUGUUUCUAAGCUAACUCGAGAGAAGGAGCUUAUUGAGCUCAGACUAAAGGCUUAUGAGGCAGAGAGCACACAGCUAGCUCCGACCCUCGAGGAAACUCAGUGGGAGGUGUGCCAAAAGACAGGAGAGAUCUCACUGUUGAAGCAGCAACUAAGAGACUGCCAAGCGGAUGUCGGUCACAAGCUAAAUGAGAUAGUCAGCCUCAGGGCAUCGCUGAAGGAAAGAACAGCAAAAAUGGAGAUUCUGGAGAAACAGAACAAAAACCACGAGGACAGUCUUCACUCUCGCACCAUAGAGCUUGAGGUGUGCCAAAAUGAGCUCCAGCGCAAAAAGAAUGAGGCAGAUUUUCUGAGAGAGAAAGUGGGCAAACUGGAGAAAGACGUUCAAGGAAUGAAACAGGAUCUGGUCACUGCCAAAGAGCAGAGGCUGCAGCACAGUUUGCAAUGUGGAGCCCAGUCCCUGUCUAAGGCCUUGGAAAUGCAAGGUUCACAAUCCACUGACCAGCGGCAAGAUGAGGAGAACAGUGAACACACCUCCACAGAAUCCCUCCAAAGAGAAGUGGACAGACAUAAGCAGGAGCUCAGGGAGGAGAAGAAAGCUCAAGAGAGGCUGGCCAGCAACUUCGAACAGGAGAGGCGGACAUGGAACAGGGAGAAAGACAGGGUUAUAAGGUACCAGAAACAGCUCCAGAUCAACUACCUGCAGAUGCACAGGAAGAACCAGGACCUGGAAAGGAUCCUGAGGGAGCUGACAGCUGAACUGGAAAGCCGAACAGAGCUAAGCAUGGACAUCAACUACAGCUCAGGGUUACAAACUUAUGACGAUGUUAUUGCCACAGAGAUUUGAAGGGAAAACUCACACUGUUUUUCUUUUCUUUUUUUCAAACCAUAAAUAAUUAUCUGUCUCAGUGUCUCAUGCAACAUCACAACUGCAAUACACUGCUAAUUAGUGUUUUUAAAGUUAUCUGACAGAAUAGUUUGGUGAUGACACUGUUAGCACUUUUUUUUAGAAGUGAAUAGUAAAUUAUUUAAUAUUCAAAUAUGUUUUUUCCAAUCUUUUGUUUACUGCUGUCUUACAGGAUUGCUUAAUGUUCAACUGAUUUAUUUGUUUCACAUCAAUACACAAUAAGCAUGGAGGCUGCUUAGCAUCUGUCUCUCCCAGCAUGACAAAAUGACAACGAUAUAUUGUCUAUUGUUAGUGUAGGUUUCUUCAUUUUUAACUUGCUUCAUUUAUCCAUCUCACUGUAUGCUCCCACACUGUCUAUUCAUAAUGGGAUUGAGCAUGGAAUGUAGUUUAAGCAUUUUUAUUAGUCAUUGUAAAACAAUGUACAGUCAUAAAUUGUAGCUAUUUGCUAUAGACACCAGAGUAACAAAGAAAUCCACAAAAUACAUAAUUAGGUCACAUUAAGCUGCCAUGCAUUUUCACUCUUCUACAGUAUAAUGAUAGGUCUAUAUGCAAACAGACAGCAGUGGCAUUAAUACAUUUUUUCUAGUUCUUUAAAAUUCAAAUUGUUACUAAGAAAUUUUGUGUGAUUAGCAAAUUUAGACUUCACUGAAAAGAGAGAGUCCUAAUAUCACUUAUACAACCUCACUCCC
Messenger RNA from Archocentrus centrarchus (flier cichlid), 3261 nucleotides. RefSeq names its product leucine zipper, putative tumor suppressor 1 (gene lzts1). Gene Ontology annotation, cellular component: dendritic spine. The transcript is spliced from 9 exons. The record is from RefSeq and is a predicted model, not a curated record. Gene Ontology annotation, biological process: regulation of dendrite morphogenesis; regulation of synaptic plasticity. Bases 557 to 2512 code for a protein of 651 amino acids. NCBI's taxonomy places the organism in Eukaryota, Metazoa, Chordata, Actinopteri, Cichliformes, Cichlidae.